CCACAAGAAGAGAAACUCUUGGACCAUCACCGAAACCUGAAGCUCGCAAACCGCGUUCAUGGCGGAACUUCUGUAGUGUACUGUAUACACAUCACUCAUAGCGAGUUCCCAACUUCGCAAGCAACGAUGGCUCUCGCUUCAACAGCGACCUUCGCUCUCUCUCUUCUUCUCUUUCUUCCGAUUCUAUCAUCGGCAAUAUUAGAAAAAGAAGAAGAAGAAUUUUCCGAGGAGUUGCUAUUGAAACCCUUACCCGAUCGUAAAGUGCUUGCGCAUUUUCACUUCCAAACCGAAGCUUCUAUGUCUGAAGAUUCCUUCGCUCGUCACCAUCAUCUCUUCCCUAAAUCUAUUUCUCAGCUGGUUAAGAAAUUUCACAUUAAAGCAAUGGAGUUAUCCUUCACUCAAGGUCGAUGGAACUAUGAAAGAUGGGGUGGAUUUGAUCCAAUAUCAAGCCAAAAUGCAAAGCCUCCUGGAGUUGAAUUGUGGGCAGUCUUUGAUGUCCCACAACAUCAGGUUGACGCUUCUUGGAAAAAUUUAACUCAUUCUCUGUCAGGUCUAUUCUGCGCUUCAAUAAACUUCCUAGAGUCUUCUAGCUCUUAUUCUGCUCCUAAAUGGGCAUUUCAGUCAGCCUUAGGUCGUUUAAGAUAUGGCACACUGCCGCGUGAAGCUGUAUGCACAGAGAAUCUAACUCCCUGGUUGAAACUCCUUCCUUGUCGAGAUAAAGCUGGACUUUCGGCCUUAAUGGAUAGACCGUCUAUUUACAGAAGCUUUUAUCAUUCACAGCGAUUGCACUUGACAGCAUCAAGAACUGUUGCUGAUGGGUUGGAUUCAGGAAUUAUUCUAGAACAAGCGCUUACAGUUGUUCUUGAGCCUAAUAUUCAGAGAGCUGGCAUGAGCUAUCCAAGUGAAACAAAGAUUCAACCAAGCUGGUCUCUGAGUUCAAUAUUUGGACGAAAAAUAAAUGGAAGAUGUGUUCUUGCCAAGUCGAGUAAUGUUUACCUUCAAGUUGAAAGGGGUCUAGUUACUAAACUUGAAGAGCUCCAGGAGAAUACUGCUGCAUAUGCUUCUAAUGACAUAGGUACAGAUGAUUUGAGGUGGAAUCUUGGCUUUGACUUAACUGUUACCCCAGACAGGGUCCAUAGAGAGCUGGAAAAAAACUCAGUUCUGUAUGAAUAUUCAAUCAAUGGGUACAAAGACACCGAACAGUUUGAUUUAGGCCUAACUUGGAAGCAUCCAGUUGUUUGGUCCAGUUCACACGCACCUUUAUAUGCCAGUAGAUUUUUAAUGGGAAGUGGAAAUGAAAGGGGUUCGAUUGCAAUAUCCUUGAAAUCUACGGAUUUGACUAAGGGCUUCGUUGCAGCCAGUGAUCUUGAAGAGAGGUGUAAGUUACAAGUUAAUGUUCUCCAAAUUGUGCCUUGGUAUAUUAAGGUAUAUUACCACACCUUACAAUUAUUAGUAGAUGAAAAGCCUCAAGUAGUCACAGACUUUGUUGAGAGAAUGAGUGUUUCACCUUCUGAAGACAAAGUAUCACUAGGGAUGAUGGAGCUGAUCCUCAUGCUUCCUUGUGACAUUAAAUCUGCUGUAUUAAAUAUAGAGUUUGAUAAGGGUUUCUUGCACAUUGAUGAAUACCCUCCAGAUGCUAAUCAAGGAUUUGAUAUCCCAUCAGCAAUAAUAAGCUUUCCUGAUUUUGAUGCUGGUUUGCAAUUUUCUAACAACUCUAUAAGCAACUCACCGAUGCUGUCUAAAUUACAGGAAAACAGACCCGUUCUUUCAUAUACAGAAGUUUUGCUUGUACCCUUGACAACUCCUGAUUUCAGUAUGCCUUACAACGUCAUCACAAUUACAUGCACAAUUUUUGCAUUGUAUUUUGGAUCUUUGCUAAAUGUACUCCGAAGACGUGUUGGAGAGGAGGAAAGACUUUUGAAAAACAAAGAUGCAAACAAAGUUGCGUUCCUUCGUCGAAUACUAAAUAAAUUGCCUGCAAGGCUUAGGGGGCGAUCAUCAGAAUCCACUCAACCAGAACAACAAUCAUCAUCAUCCUUCAUUAAUCCAAUAUUGAUUCUUAAAGUACUAUUGGUUGCAGGAAUAGCUGUUGUAUGGCAAUACUACUCAAAAUGAUACCAUCCAAUUUGAUAGUGUUAGUUGUGUAUUAUAUUCUGAUCAAGAACUAAUUAUGUACAAUAUAGCUUUACUUCCACUGUGUAAUGUGUUUGCAUUCAUGCCUGUUUUAAUUGAUCGGAAUCACACAUGAUUACAGUUAACGCGUGUAAA
Messenger RNA from Cicer arietinum (chickpea), 2268 nucleotides. RefSeq lists its product as uncharacterized. Gene Ontology annotation, cellular component: GPI-anchor transamidase complex. Gene Ontology annotation, biological process: attachment of GPI anchor to protein. The record is from RefSeq and is a predicted model, not a curated record. Lineage: Eukaryota; Viridiplantae; Streptophyta; Magnoliopsida; Fabales; Fabaceae.